UUGCGCAUUUCCCAUACGUACAGAGAGCAGAGAUCAACACAUUAGGAGACAAGGACCCACAAAUGAGCCCAGAGUGAAUUUCCCACAUACGAUUCAGAGAGGCAAUAAAUUGAAAUAUGAAUAGCGAUAGCUUUUAUGCUACUUUCCCGAUUUUCCAACACGGUGGCUUCCAGCCUUUUCCGAGCAGGCAGUUUGGCGGCGAUUCCUCAUUACUGAAAGGUCGAAGAAAGCAACCGGACGAUCAGUACGUGCAUCAGAGACAAAUGGCAAAUUUACGAGAGAGAAAGCGUAUGCAAUGUAUUAACGAAGCAUUCGAAGGACUUCGAAGUCAUAUUCCAACACUUCCUUACGAGAGAAGGCUAUCGAAAGUCGAUACACUGAGACUUGCAAUUAGUUAUAUUAAUUUUCUAGCAGACCUUAUAAAUUCAGACGAAGGAGUUCCUGGACAAUUUCCUAAAUCGUUUGAAGGAUCAAAGAAAGUGAUAAUAUGUCAUCGAGGUAAAGAUGGAAGAGAAUUCGGUCUUCCACCAUUGGCAGGUCAUUCAUUAUCCUGGUCAGACCAGAAACUGAAGAAAUCAGGUACUCGUGUAAGAACAUUAAAAACAUGGACACCAGAAGAUCCAAGAGCAUCAAAUAUAGCCGCAGAAAAUGGCGAUUCGGAUGGAUCAUGUGAUCUGAGAGUAUGCCUGCCUUGACUGAAAUUUAUCAAUGGUGGUCGUAAAUUUGAAAGAAUUACUUCAUCCGUUUAUUGUAGCAACUUCUACACAAAUUCAGAAUUCAGAUAGGUUGAAAAAGCACCAAAGAGACUGGUAUUUUAAUGCAAAAGAACGAACAAUUUGCUGCAUGGCAGAUCUUGUUUCAGAGGCAGCUGACUGUUGGCAAGUCAUAUUAAAGUAUCUUAUUUAUUUGAUAAUAAAAGUCACGUUCACUAAAAAGGUUCUGCACACUUAUUUAAAUUAUUCUUUUAAUCAUUCAGUGGUUAAUUUAGCUAUAUUUAUAUUGCUAGAAAAUAGAUGCUUCAGCAAUUAGAAUGUUUUUCUUCAUUCAAUUAGUUACUUAGGUGCUUCAUGUCUAAAUUUCUUUGAAAGUAGCUCAACUGCUGAUCUAAAAAAGACAAUGUUCUAGCUACAAAGAAAUAACUUGUUCUAGGUCAGAAAUAUUCUCAGAUCAAAUAGGAUGUUUAAAUAUGCUUGAUUUAAAGCUAGAACAUAUAUAAGAUAUUUAUCUGUCUUAAUCUGUGAACUAUUUCACCAACUCUUGAUCUCUGAUCUCAAAUAACAGAAGACAUUUCUAUACAUUUCUUAUGAUAUAGGAUAUCAAUCACUUAACUGAAUAUAAUUCAGUAGCAUGUUUUUGAUUCAAUACAUCAAAUUGAUAAAAGAAAUGUAUUUGUGUCGUGUUCUGUGGAAAAAGAAUAUUUGUUUGCAUUUCAAAGGUGAUAUCAGCAUAAUGAAUAAAUAGCAUACAAGUAAAUUUGGUAAUGCUCUUUAGCAUUUUGUGAUAGCAUCAACAUUAUUGUACUUUUUGUCAUGAUCAGAUGUCGGCUAAUAUUGCAAAUCUUUGCUUAGUUUGUCUAUUAUCCAUGAGGAAGUGAUAUGAUAAAAGCUAUCAUAUGGUCCAGAGUGUUACUAGAAUUUGAAAUAUUUAAGGAAUUGUGAACGCGUAGUCAUGAAUCGUUAUAUAGAGCAUUGUUUUAACCUGUAAAUAUAUUGUAUUGUGGCAAAAUUUGUUUAUAAAAAGUAGAAAUUUAAUGUACAAAAUAGAAGUUGGAUAUAAAUCAUCCAACACUGUCAAUAUGAAUUCAAAUAAUCAGUAACGAAAAUAGAAAUAUUGUUUUUCUUCUUAAUUAAUCUUUUGUCAAUUAAGUUAAUAAUGCAACCAACAUGCUAAUUUGUUGCCUUUUGUUUAAAUUCUUCUGACAUUGUUUUGAAAAAUACAGCUUUCAAAAUUCUAGGUUAAAUCUUGGAAGUUAAAAGAUUCACAUUUUAGCUUGCGUUUAGCGAGACAUUGUUACAUAUGAAAUGGGUGUGGCAGAGCACAAUGUUACAAUACGCCUAUUCUGGCAUUUAUGCGAGAGCGAAUCUUUUUUCAUCUAGACCCGCAUAUCUCAUCAAUACGUCAAUUAAAGUGAUAACUAUCUCUCUUAAAAUUAUUUGAAUUAAGAUAAAGUGGAAGCAAUAGUCAGUUUCAGUCCUCCACGAGGCUUGUGACCCUUUAGAGAACAAAGGGGUGCAGUAAAAUGAUCUCCCAGCUGAUUAUGUUCGCUCUAUGUAUGAGCAUUAAACAUGUUCUCUGGGAUAUGUAACACGGCUCAAUUGUCGGAAUGGCCUUUAUUAGCCAUUGUGUGCUGAUUUCAAGAAUAGGCAAGCCCCAUGCUUGAUGUCUAGAUAACAUGGCUGAUUCAUGAAUGUUAUAGGCCAGCACAUGGAACGUGUACUCACGUAUGAAUAAAACGAGUGCAUGGCCAUAAUCUUUCAUGUUUUGCUCAUUGUCUAAGUUACAACAAAAGCCAGAUGUGUCAAUGUGCUCAGAACAAAUACUGAACGAUGAGCAAAGGGUUUGGUCCUGUGAGCAGCCACUAGUGCUGCCUCGACGAUCUUUUGAGCAAAGCAACAGGACAAGCCAUGUUGGGUAAGACAAACCUAGCUUAUCACAUGUAUUUACUUUUAAUGCUUGCGUGGACAGUAUAUUUUUAGCCUAAAUACAGUCUACAGCUUAUUAAAGAGACUAUUAAUAGCCUCUAAACCGGGAUAUCCAUAGGAGAGCAUAUGGGGACCCUUGCAUACACCUGGGUACGUGACACAGAGGGCACUACCUUUUCCAGCUAUUUAUCACUGUGUAUUCAGCACAUUUCAAAACAAAGAACAUUGAAUGAGUACGCCUCGAUCUCAAAAGAGCACAAGCCAGAAAGACGCCUUAACUACAUUUUUCUUCCAGAUCAUUUAUCUAGUUUCCAGUCCUUUAAAGUAAUUUAAAAAUAGCUGUUAAAUGAACGCCCCAGCUUCCUUCAAGAGCAACGUGUUCAAGCUGAAUGGUUGACUGCCUUCCGUUUAUUGCCUUCCGUGCCUAUCUUAAUAUCGCGGUACAGUUGAAUCAUCUAGGCUUAAAAUCUGUGCAGCUCGCUCUGCGAUUUCCCGCCAUUUGCCCUGUUUCUUUGACGCAUGCGUCAAAAUAUCAUUCACAAUACAGGUGUAACAAUUACAUUAUUGAUACGUGUUGACUGAAUGGCCUUGUAACGCAAUCGUGAGCAGCCCUUGUUGAGGCUUCGUUUCACAAACAGAACACAAAGCCAGCUGCAACCAUGAAAACAUAUUAUUCCUUUCCCAGAAUUUGAAAGCAAUAAGUGAAGCAUUCAAUAACUAAUUAGGACAAGUAUGAUUGUGAGAGUUUUAACACCACGUCUUUUAAGUGUUACUUUUUAAAAGAAAGGAUGUAAACUGCUUUUAAAUAGCCCUUGUUUAAAGAACAGAAGCGCUGUGAAUCUGUAUUUUCCCAUGUCUCUGAAGAUAAGUAUCUAAAUUUACUAUUGUCAAGCGUUCAAGAGAUAUUACUAGAACAUCUGUGGUUUUUACAAGAUUUUCGGCUAGUUAAGAAACGUUAAAAAUAUUUUGUUUCAUGAUCUUGCUUUGUUUCGAGACUAAACAGCACUAGAAGAUCAGCCAAUAUUUUACAGCUGUAAGCUCUUACAUUUUUCCCAAUCCUAUGAUUAUUUUACUUGCAAUUGAAUUGACAGAUUUUUACCGCAUUUGGUUGACCAACAGUUGAAGUGAAAUUUUAGAUUUAUAAAGAGAGAUAUUUCUUUCCAGCCUUGAUUGCACUUUUGAAAUAGAGAUUCUUUGGAAAGGAACUUCGAGGUCUAUUGAGACAAUUGGGGCCGAAUUCUUUGCUUCUCUUGUCAUCUUUACAUAUCGUAACAGGUGCAGUUUUCGUUUCAUUACAAAUAGUUUCGAAAGUAAAAAUAUAACAAUUUAUCUCUGCGACAUAUCUUCAAAAAAAACGUGAAUAACUUUCAUUAAAUCGUUCAUUUUUAUGUUGGCCCCAGCUACUGACAUCACUAAAACAAAAAUAUCUGCUUCAAAGCGAUGAAUUUUCAGUAUUUAUAAACACUGUCAGUGUUAGUAAUAAAUAAAAUAGCUAGAUGAUACUGCCUUCAGCGUAUUCAAUAUUUUGCGGUGGCGAAUCAAAAAUGAAAUAUCUUCCUUCGAAGAGGUCGCAUA
Messenger RNA from Rhopilema esculentum, 4217 nucleotides. RefSeq names its product pancreas transcription factor 1 subunit alpha. Gene Ontology annotation, molecular function: protein dimerization activity; DNA-binding transcription factor activity, RNA polymerase II-specific; RNA polymerase II transcription regulatory region sequence-specific DNA binding. Lineage: Eukaryota; Metazoa; Cnidaria; Scyphozoa; Rhizostomeae; Rhizostomatidae. The record is from RefSeq and is a predicted model, not a curated record. Gene Ontology annotation, biological process: regulation of transcription by RNA polymerase II; developmental process.